AUGACGCUUCCAUUCGCCAUAAAUCCGCGGACCGGACCGCGCCCUCGCUCGUGUGCGAACCUGAGGGGGGGCGCACGGACUGAUGACCUCACACGCCCGGGACAGUUCGCCGGCCUCGAUUCGCUUUCCACGGGAACGGCGGAGACAAGAGUCGAUUGGACUUGUGGAACUGGUCAACUUCUCGCCAUAGAAUCGUCGAGGACCGUCUUUACCUUUGCCCCCGCUGAGAGAGAGAAAAAAAAAAAAACAAGCGGCGCCCGCCCCGCGACGACAAAGCGCGAUGAUAUCGCGGGAACGCGGCCUUUAAUUAAAAACUCUAAUUUCAAAAAUGGAAGCGCGGCGCAUUCGAAAUUCGAAUUCGCCGAGGCCGAGGUGGAAAUGUUUCGGAAUGGAGUCGAGUGGCCACCCCUCAUUGAGGCUGUCACAGUGGCGCGCAGCCUGAGCGAGCCCCCCUCCCGCCGGGGCUCUUACACCCCCGCCCCCUCCAACCCGCCAUUACCGAAACACAACCUCGCCUCCCCCCCAACCCGCAACCGGAGAUCCGUCGGGCCCCCACGAACAGGUAGCGUCGGAGCGAUCUCGAGUGACGUUCGCUCGGAAGCUAGACGAAUUCAUUUAGACGAGAGCGCCGCGGCUUGCAGUUUUAUUGAAUGCGACAUCCCUGAUAUCCCUAUAUCAGGGAUGUCGCGUCCCCGCCGCACACAGCCACUAUGCGCUGCUCAAUCUUCCAGUCUGGUG
This is a messenger RNA of Iphiclides podalirius (scarce swallowtail), 738 nucleotides long. The record is from the annotation of a GenBank genome assembly. NCBI's taxonomy places the organism in Eukaryota, Metazoa, Arthropoda, Insecta, Lepidoptera, Papilionidae.